Penicillium olsonii is the source of this 2025-nucleotide messenger RNA. Lineage: Eukaryota; Fungi; Ascomycota; Eurotiomycetes; Eurotiales; Aspergillaceae. The record is from the annotation of a GenBank genome assembly.
AUGGCGACUGUACUCGUUCAGCAGCAAGCGCUGCACCACUCGACCCCUCCUCCCUCCCCGAUCCCUUCCGCCUUGACAGUCAACCGGCGACCGAGUCCCAUCCCGAAUAAGCAUAUCCCAAUAUGCCCCACCGGUCCAUCUCCACCAAGUCCCUCCUUACAGUCCAUCAUUACUCCCAGUGACGGCACCUCAUCCUUGCUAUCACCGCCCGACGAGUCCAUGCGCAUUGGGCGCCCGACAUCCCCCGCCGUCUAUGCAAUUGAUGGUGUUCGACUUGCAGCCGCGAUCGCCCAUGCCGCGUCGCAACCCAUGCCCGACGCCAAUCUCAUGUUCCCAUGGCUCCACGGUCUCCACCAAGACAACCACCUGCAGUUGGGAUUCUUUUCAAGUCGCAAGCGCCAUGCGCGCCGCACACCUAAAUGUUGGCGCGGGAUCACAGUCGUGAAACUCGGGGGCGAUCUGUCCAAGGCGCGCCUCAAGGGUGCAGUGGCCGUGAGUGAGGUACUCGCGCCUUCAUCUCGGUUCCUGCUUGCAGAUCCCCCCGAGGGGUUCUCUGUCCGCAACUUCCAAAUCCAAACCGCCAAGCUGGCUGCGAUGUCCGAUAUUGUUAUCUAUGCCGAGGACGAUGGAUGCCAAAAGGAGCUUGUGGACCUGGCCAACCAAUUUGCGAUGGCGCAGCAAGCAUGGAGACUCAAGAUGGAUCCUCUGCAGGAGAGACCAACGUACAACACGUUCAUACUUGCCGACAAAUUUUCCGAUGUCGCGAUCAAUCAACCUGAGCUUAUUGCCAUUGAUGCAACAGGUCAAUUGACAGGAAGAACCAUGGAUUUCGUUCAAUGGGAACGUUUGGAAAUGGCGACCAUGUCUCGAGCCUCCGAAAUCUCGUCCAAUGUGUGGCUUGGAAACACUCCUGACUACUUCCACUUAUCGCGAACCUCGAGAGAGGAUAACUAUGACCUUUUGAUCGAAGCAAGUGAUAUGGCCAACAUUCCCGGUCCCCGAUACCUUGCCAUGCUCGAUAAGCAACUCGAGAGUGGUCCCCAGCGAAUGGAGUUCCCCUCAUCAGGCUCUCUGUUGCUUCCAUCGGGCAACACCCGGGAGGCUGAAGACAUCGUCAACACCAUUCGAUGGAUCUACUAUCUUGCCCACCCAGAACCCCAGAGCGAAGAAAUGGAGGUUGAGGGUGACACCGCAACUACCACCCAAAGAGGGAAACCGCGUCGGGUCCUCAUCCACUGCGCUGACGGUUAUACGGAAAGUUCACUAUUGGCAGUAGCAUACUUCAUGUUUGCGGAAGGAGUGCCCGCACACGAGGCUUGGCUGCGACUGCAUCGCGAGAAGAAACGAAACUUCUUUGCCUACCCGACAGAUGUCGCCUUCCUUUGUCACAUACAGGGCCGUCUCCUACAAGAAAGUCCGGCGGUACAGUCUCCGGAUCUUUCAAAAGCAUUGGAUCCUGCUUGGUUUCAUGCAAUCGAUGGCUCAUUCCCUAGCCGUAUCCUACCCUAUCUCUAUUUGGGCAACCUGACCCAUGCAAAUAACCCAGAGCUCCUGUGGGAACUUGGCAUUAAGCGUGUGCUCAGUAUUGGAGAGGCUGUCAACUGGAAGGAAUCUGACCGCGCCAGUUGGGGAGCUGAGAAUAUGAUGUACAUCGACAAUGUCCAAGACAACGGCAUUGACCCGCUCUGUCAGGAGUUUGAUCGCUGCUUGGAGUUCAUCGAAAAAGGAAAGCGCGAUGGGACAGCUACCUUAGUUCAUUGUCGAGUCGGAGUUUCUAGAUCCGCAAGUAUUUGCAUUGCCGAAGUCAUGGCAUCGAAGCAACUUUCAUUCCCAAGAGCAUACUGCUUUGUCCGCGCACGACGCCUAAAUGUGAUCAUCCAGCCUCAUCUGCGCUUUGUUUAUGAACUCCUACAGUGGGAGGAACAUCAAAUGAAAAGACGAGGCCAAAUCAUGAAGCGUGAACUCGAGUGGCAAAACGUCACACGAGAAAUCGCCCUUCUCAACAAGCCCUACUCGAGGAGUUAA